AUGUGUGGUCUAACCCUUACGAUCCACCCACUUCUCCCAAAUACUCACGACCAGUCCAAACCGAAUACUACAUCCGCUCUUCUCGAGUCUUUCCGCUCAACCAACGUCCAGAGAGGACCAGAUUCCCAGCGUACCCAUAAACACGUAGUAGAGCUGAAAGAUGGUAGCAGGCUGGAGUUGUGCUUGACAGCUACCGUGCUAGGCCUGCGAGGGGAGCUUACCGCUCAGCCGAUGGUAGGUAAAAGAGGUGUUCUGGGAUGGAAUGGUCAGGUGUUCGAGGGUAUAGACAUGAGUAAAGAUGAAAAUGAUACGAGGAAAGUAUUUGAUAGGCUUGAAGCUGGAGCGGAUAUAGAAGAGGUUUUGAGGGGUAUUGAAGGACCAUUUGCUUUCGUUUAUCUGGACCUUACGACAGAAACACUUCACUAUCAACUUGAUCCUCUCUCUCGACGAUCUCUCCUCAUCCACCCUCUCGAGCCGAGUACAGAAAAUACCGAUCUCUUCAUACUCAGCUCUUCGAGAUCGCCCCCAGCCGGAGAACAAGGUAUAGAUAUGCGGGCUCUGCUAGGUGGUGAAGGCGGGUCUAUAUCCCUCAAAAAUGUACUUCUGUCCAAGUCAAAUGAGGAAGGGUCGAUGAAUAUGACUAAUGCUAUCGUACAGCGUACUACUCUUGAUACACCUGAGUCGUCCUCGUCUCCUUGGACCCGGAUCAGUCCCAUCAAUACUGCUCUUCCUCCUCCGGAGCUACCCCAACAGAACCCCGAAAUAAUAGCGGAAGUGCCAGAAUUCAUCGAACAGCUGAUAUCUAGCGUAAGGAGGAGGGUAGAGAAUAUACCUGAACCGGACAAAGGGAACUCCAGAGUCGCGGUCCUUUUCUCAGGGGGUAUAGACUGUACCUUCCUGGCAUAUCUUCUUCACCUCUGUCUACCACCCGACGAUCCAAUAGAUCUGAUUAACGUUGCAUUCUCCCCCGCACCCAAACCCCCCAAUCCAUACGAUCAGGGCAAAGGGAAGGAGCCCGUUUCGCCAAGCUACGAUGUCCCCGAUAGGUUAUCUGGUAGGGAUGCUGUUGCUGAAUUAAGGGAGGUCUGUGGUGAUAGAGAAUGGAGAUUUGUUGAAAUCAACGUUCCAUAUGACGAAGCUAGAACCCAUCGCCAGAACGUCAUCGAUCUCAUGUACCCUUCGUCAACUGAGAUGGAUCAGUCUCUGGCAUUACCUCUGUAUUUCGCUUCUCAAGGGAUAGGCACUCUACAAGAAAGCAAUGAGCCGUAUCAUGUCAAGGCGAAAGUCUAUAUAUCAGGUCUUGGGGCCGAUGAACAACUAGGAGGAUACGCUAGACAUAGACACGCAUUUCAACGAGAAGGAUGGGAAGGCUUGAUCUCAGAGACACAAAUGGAUAUCGCUCGAUUACCUACUCGCAACCUAUCUCGAGAUGAUCGGAUGCUAUCUUCCCAUGCUAGAGACGCCAGAUACCCCUAUCUAUCAUUAUCAUUCAUAUCGUACCUCUCCUCAUUACCUAUCCAUAUCAAGUGCGAUCCGAGAUUAAGGGAAGGUCAGGGAGACAAGAUCUUGCUUCGGAAAGCUGUGGAAAGUUUAGGUCUGAAGAGAGCAUCAGGAAGAGUCAAGAGGGCUAUGCAGUUCGGAACGAGAAGUAGUAAGCUUGGUGGGAGUGGGACCGGGGUCAAAGGUCCGAAAGCUGGGGAGAGACAGGUCGAGUGA
Messenger RNA from Kwoniella botswanensis, 1716 nucleotides. RefSeq lists its product as uncharacterized. Lineage: Eukaryota; Fungi; Basidiomycota; Tremellomycetes; Tremellales; Cryptococcaceae. The transcript has 12 exons. The coding region runs from base 1 to 1716 and encodes 571 amino acids. Gene Ontology annotation, molecular function: asparagine synthase (glutamine-hydrolyzing) activity. The record is from RefSeq and is a predicted model, not a curated record.